GAUUGACGCUGAGGCCCAACCAGGGAGAGGCGGGGCCAAGGCCAGGGCCUGACUAAACCUGGAGACUCCGCUGGCUGAGGGGGCUUCAUUUCAGCUGAGGACCGAAGAGCUGCUGGCGGCCGUGGAUCUUACAGCCGCUCGGGGUUUUUAGAACUUCAGCUAUAAAAAUGGGCAGGAUUUUCCUUGAUCAUAUUGGUGGUACCCGUCUGUUUUCCUGUGCAAACUGCGAUACGAUCCUGACCAACCGCUCAGAACUCAUCUCCACUCGAUUCACAGGCGCCACUGGCAGAGCAUUUCUUUUUAACAAGGUAGUUAACCUGCAGUACAGUGAAGUUCAAGACCGGGUCAUGCUCACUGGCCGCCACAUGGUUCGAGAUGUGAGCUGCAAAAACUGCAAUAGCAAACUGGGAUGGAUCUAUGAGUUUGCCACUGAAGACAGCCAGCGUUAUAAGGAAGGCCGUGUGAUCCUAGAACGUGCGCUAGUUCGAGAAAGUGAGGGCUUUGAGGAGCAUGUACCAUCUGAUAACUCUUGAAGAAAAAGAGAUAAAUCCAUCUUUUUCCCAGGUCUUCUUCACUGAAAACAAAAAUCUACUUACAUACACUGUCACCUUAGCAUCAGAGUCGGAUUCAUGAACUGUGGAACAAGAGGUUGUGAGAAUCUAUGAUGGAACCUUUCUUUCCUUCUUUCUUUUUUUUUUUUUUAAUUUUCUAUUUUCCAUCCAACAGCAGUGUGUAGAGAGAAUAUUAUGCGGAUGCCGUUAAUUUUUUCCCCCCUAUGUUUACAUCUUGAGGCAGAAUAGUCUAUCUGCAGCUACAUGGUGGGCUAUGUGAGGAAAAAUAUCUGGACCAUUAGAGUGAAAAAGUGUUUUAUGUAAAUUUUGAAAGGAAAAUGUGUCAAGAGCAUGGUUCUUAAAUUUAUUUGGGCUUCAUUUUAAAACUUUUUUUUAAACCCAGUUAUUUCACUUGAUUUGCUAGCUUCAGAGAAGAGAUCCGAAUUUGUGACCAGCGCUAAAGGUUCAGUGUUAGUAUGGCUUGUGCUGGCCAUUGUGCCAUAUUCUUGUUGGAGAUGAACCGUAGCAUCAGAGCCCAUUCUUCCUUGUCAGUCUUGACCCAAAGAUGUCACCAUUCCUAGUUACUUGUCACCACAUAAUUGGUGUUGAUUGGAAACUUUUCCUGAUAUGGGGCAGAACUGCUUGGUUGUCUUUUCCAUGUAACUUAAGCAUAGUAAUAUAAAUAAAGUAAUAGUUGGAUGUUUUUGGUCCUGUGUUGCUUUUAAAAUCACCUUUUAAAAGAGCAGAGUAUUUGUUAAGUAAUUUUCAUAGUAGUGUUUCUUUUCAUCUCUUAAGCUAAAUUGUGUAUAAGAUUCUACUUUGUUUAAAUUAAAGCAUACUGUUUAAAUCCACAGUAUUGCAUUUAGAAAACAGUUGAACAGAAUGUCAGUGUGCAUUCAUGCAGAAAGCAUUUCAUCUGCAUCUGUUUUAAAAGGAGGGAAGUGAAGCAGCCUAUCUAAAACUACUGCUUUGCAAAGUGUUUCAACCUAUCCUCCUCAGUUUUGCAUUGAUUUUGACAAGUCUGUGGAGCCUGAUAGUUACAUCAAAGGACUAGAUCUUCUAGCAUUAUUUUCUCAGAUCUUCCCUCAGAAGUUUAGCUGUUGAAAUUGAAAUUCUACUUGGCCCCUUCAAAUAGAAAGGGAUCAAAUUUGACUCAGGGGGUUAUUUUAGCCCAAAAUUUACAACAUUAUGAAGUAUUAAAAUGUAAAUGUUUCUCUAUCCAAACUAUUUCUAGGUAUUCGAGUAUUUCUGGUGGAAUAAAUGGCGUUAAAAUUGGCUAAAUGAAUGAAUGGAUGUUUGCUCAAUUUCUAGGUCUUUGUCUAGAGAUGAAAUUUGCCUCAAAUUAGUUAGCAAAAUCUUUCUGUUAUUGAUACUAGAUGUGAUUUCUGAGUACAGUUAGGAUUAAGUUUCUCUUAUUUGCCUUUGGGCUCUUGGUUAGAGGCAUAGGCCUCUGAUUUGGUAGGUGUAUAAUAUUGCAUUUGAGAUAUGUGGACACAAAUUCUUCUCUUUCCUUCACCAUGGACUAAAUCUUCAUGCAUUAAGACACAACACUGAUUCCCAUUCAUUUCCAUACCAGCCUUUGAUUAUAUGCACAUUCCUAGUAGCAUGCCUUACCUAUAUAGCACUAUGUGCAUUUGCUGUCACAAUAAAGUAUAUUUUGUCUUGCAUUGGUGCAAAACUGCUACUUAUUUUCCACUAUCCUUGUCUAGUAAUCAUCUUAGUUUUUAUCUAUGAACACAUACAUCUUACCUUUGAGUAGCUAUAGCUUUUUCAGUUGGCAGUGAUAAAGUGACAUUCUGGUUUAGGUAACUCUACCUAAUUUCCACAUGGAGAUACUGAAUUUACAAAUAUUAACUUCUCUGAGAUGACUUUUGCCUCAGACACUGACACCUAUAAUUCAGUAUAUAUGAACAAAUAAAAUGUCAUAGCACUAGGUUAACUUUUAGGUGGCUGCACCAGGUACCAUAGCAGCAAGUUCCUCUACACCCUUCCUUUUAAAAACUUCCAUUUGCAAAAAAAAAAAACAAAUAGCAAUAUGGAGGAUCCAGUCAGAUUGGAUUGUUUACAGAAAAGCAAACACACUGUGCACUUGAGAUGGGAAACCACUAGUGGGAAUGAUUUUGCUGUGGGAAGGAAAAGUUAACCAAAUACAGGUGAAUAUACUGUAUAAUGAGUGGCUUACUGAAAUGUGUACAGAGACUGUCCUAAAGUGAAUAUUCUGAGUUAAAUAUCUGUUAGUAAUUAUGUAAUGAUUUAAGUUACAAUUGUGAGUGGCUACUUUGGGAUUGGAAGAGAAAAAUAGCAAUACCAUAACUGUUUUCUAUUUUCAGUUUUCAGUACCUAUUCAUAAAAGUCAUAUAUGGGGUGUUUAAAUGUAGAGUCUGGGCCCUAGCCCAGGCCUAAAUCAGUCCACAGGUAAUUUUUUUUUUUUUUUUUUUUUGCGGUACGCGGGCCUCUCACUGUUGUGGCCUCUCCCGUUGCGGAGUACAGGCUCCAGACGCGCAGGCUCGGCAGCCAUGGCUCACGGGCCUAGCCGCUCCGCGGCAUGUGGGAUCUUCCCGGACUGGGGCUUGAACCCGUGACCCCUGCAUCGGCAGGCGGACCCUCAACCUCUGCGCCACCAGGGAAGCCCCACAGAAGCAAAUGUAAAUCAGCAUUUUCAGGGCACAUGGAGAAAAGAAGGAACACCAGCUCACCUCCAACAGACAUGCCAAGUAGAGGACUUCCGUAACAGUGAAAGGCAGGGGCCAAGGCUCAGAGCCUUUGCACAAGAAACGGCCCAGGAGCCCAAAUGGACUAAGAAGACACCAGGUUCCAACUUGUUUGGGGAAGCCCCCAGUUGACAAGAAGUGUGGUUCCGUAGUUAUUGUCACAAACCAUCCCAAAGCUGAUCUUCUCCAUCCUGGAUGUUGCACUGGGACCCUCACCCUCGCCAGAUCUCAGUCCCAGCAGUGAGAGAAACUCCAGUCCCUGCGAAGAUCUGUGGUUAGAUGACUGAACCCGCUCUCGCCCAGUGAGUUGCUUUCCCUCUCUAGAUAUGCCACAUUGUUAUUGUACAAGAGCAUAUGUUGUAAUAUUUGAUAGAGUUAAUCAUGUUCAUUCCUUUCGUUUUCAGAAUUUUCCUGUUGCACAGCAGGCACUCAACAAAUCAAAAAAAUUAUUUUAUA
This is a messenger RNA of Lagenorhynchus albirostris (white-beaked dolphin), 3718 nucleotides long. It is a transcript of the gene YPEL5, whose product is annotated as yippee like 5. The transcript is spliced from 5 exons. The coding region runs from base 168 to 533 and encodes 121 amino acids. The record is from RefSeq and is a predicted model, not a curated record. NCBI's taxonomy places the organism in Eukaryota, Metazoa, Chordata, Mammalia, Artiodactyla, Delphinidae.